AUGCCGAUUGAGCCCAUCCAUGGUAAAGGAUUUAUAGUGAUGGAAAAUUCUUUGUUUCUUAUGUGCAAAUUUAGAGGUGUGACAUUGGUUAUCAAGUAUAAUGAUGGAUUUAAUUUUAAGGAUUUAGUAUAUAAAUUGUGUGCAAUGUGGAGUGAGUUAGUUGGUAGUUCUUUGAAUAUAUUGUAUUCAAUGCCUAGACAUUCUUGUUAUGGUCUACAAAGUGAAGAGGAUUUGGAGGUUAUGGUUGAACUCGCACUUUCUUGUGAUAUUCAUCCUAUUGAUGUUUUUGUUAAGUGUUGUUCUUUGGGUGAAGGUUAUAUGAUGUGUGAUGGUGAAGCUGGUAGUAGUAGUAGUAGUAAUGACAAGGAUAGUGUCACUAUUCAUUGUAAAAGAAUGGCUGAUUUGGGAUGUUUAUGGAACAUGCAUGCUAGAGUGAAAAAUUCUAGUAAAACUUUUGUUAUUAAACAAUUUGAUGAUGUUCAUAUGUGUGGAUCUUCUUUUCGUACAAUUAAACAUACUAGGAUGACUUCAAGUAUGAUUGGUGGGCUAAUUUCAAGUGAGGUUCGUAAUAAGGCUUUGACAUCGGUUAGUGAGGUGAUUUGUGAUUGCAAGGACUAUUAUGGAACAGAAGUUUCUUAUUGGCGAGCUUGGAUGGGUGUUGAAAAAACAAGGGAUGUUAUUUUUGGUGACUAUUCAUCUUCAUUUGACGAUCUUCGUUGGUAUGUUGAUGUAGCUAAUGAUUGUAAUCCAGGGAGUGUUUUUGAUAUGAAAUUUGAUAUUAAUAGUAAAGGAAGGCAUUUCAAAUGCAUGUUUUUCGCUUUUGAGGCAUGUAUUCAUGCUUUCAAGUAUUGUUGGCCUGUGUUGAUGCUUGAUGAAAGUUUCUUGAAAGGAAGACACAAAGGUUGCUUAUUGGCUGUUACGGCAAAAGACGUGAUAAAUUUGUUAUGCAUUGAUUCUAUAUGUUGUAUGUUGCUAUUGAAUUGUUGUAGUAAUACAGUGAUAAAGUUAUUUAUGGUUGGUGCUUUAUUUGUUAUUUUGACUCCGGGAAGGGAUAUUAUGUUUGUUACUAAUCAGCAUGGAGGUUUGCUGAAAGCUUUAGCUAAGACAAACUUGCAGACUUAUUUGUCAGUGAAGAGUCGCGAAUCUAAAGAGUAUUUGCUCACUCUUUUUAGUAGAUGUGCAUAUGCUCCUACUAUUGAGUUGUUUAAUGAGCUAUUUGAAGAAUUUAAGGGUUGUUGUGGUCGUAGUGCUCAGAAGUUUCUUGAGGAUUUGCCUAAUGAGUGUUGGUGUGAUUCUUAUUUUCAAGAGAAAAAGUUAGAAGAAACUUUUAAUGAUACAAAGGCAUGGAUAGUUAAGAAAUGUAGUGAUGAUAUUCAUGAAAUCCAAUUGGAUCAUUCAGUUAUGGUUGAUAUUGGGAAACGGUCUUGUUCUUGUCGAUUGUUGAAAAUUGAUUCUUUUCCUUGCAAACAUGGUUUUUGUGCUAUAAAGAGGAGUGAGAAUGAUCUGAAUUGUUUUCUUGAUGAUUACUACCGUGUUUGUAGUUAUUGUGAUUCUUGUCCGCAUUCUAUCUAUCCAAUUCCUAAUAUGUGGAAGCCAAAUGUAGUUCUUGAUGAUGACGUUGUUUUACCUCCUCUUUGUAAGAAACCAGCUGGACGUCCAAGAACAGAGAGAAUACCUUCGAAGGGCGAGAUCAAGAGAAUUAGGUGCAGUAGGUGUGGAAAGAUGGGAACUCAUAAUCGAAAGACAUGUAAAGAAGCUUUGCUUUAG
Molecule: messenger RNA, 1767 nt
Organism: Camellia sinensis
Lineage: Eukaryota; Viridiplantae; Streptophyta; Magnoliopsida; Ericales; Theaceae
Source: RefSeq, a predicted model, not a curated record